Jaminaea rosea is the source of this 4289-nucleotide messenger RNA. RefSeq lists its product as hypothetical. Lineage: Eukaryota; Fungi; Basidiomycota; Exobasidiomycetes; Microstromatales. The transcript has a single exon. The record is from RefSeq and is a predicted model, not a curated record. Gene Ontology annotation, molecular function: protein binding. Bases 144 to 4262 code for a protein of 1372 amino acids.
CCUGCUCCCGACCCUCCCUGCUCCUCGCCCGCUCCUCGCCAGGAUGGCCAGCUCACACUCACACGCACACGCACACGCACACGCACACGCACACGCACACGCACACGCACACGCACACGCAUAGCAGGCGGUUGCAUCCAAACAUGUCGGUGGACCAUCCUUCACGCAACGUCGUCGCACCCUCGAUGGUCCAUCCCCAUCACGGCCACCACGCCGCUGCCUCUUCCUCGUCCUCUCCUCCUCCCUCGUUCGCGCAACCCAUGGCCCGUCACAGCUCAUCCCGUAGUCGCGCCAUGCCAUCCGAAGAGCUCCUAGCCCUCGUAGUCGAGAAGCGUCUCGCAGUAAACGCGACGAGCGGAGGAGUGCUGGACACCAUCGACCUCUCCAAUCGUCGUUUGCGGGACAUCCCCGAGGAGAUCGUCGACAUAAUCAAGGACGAAGCUGUCCGUCUCGCCCUAGCAUACAAUCAGAUCCACACCAUCCCCGCACGCUUCACCCAGCUACAUCGACUGCGCUAUCUCAACUUGCGCUCCAAUGCAAUCUCCACCUUCCCCGAGUGGUUGGCAGACAUGCCCCGCCUUGAGAUCCUCGACGUUAGCAAGAACAAGCUGCGCCGUCUCCCCGAAGAGCCGCGCCAACUCUUGCAGCUCAGAGUAUUUAGCGUAGGGCAGAAUAGGCUGCGUAGGCUGCCCACCUGGCUGGCAGAUAUGGAGCAUGUACGCGUGCUCAAGAUUGAGGAGAAUCCACUACAGUGGCCUCCCCCGCACGUCAGUAUCGCGCCGAGUGUUGCUGCUGAGGCGAGCGCGGCGAACGCGGUGAGCGCGGCUACGAACGCGAAUGCGAAUCUCGACGAUGACAAGCGCAGGAAAAGGGAGGAAGAGGCGCAACACCGUCAGUGGAUCGCGGCGUUGAAGCGCUGGAUUUUGGAUAACGCAGCGAGCGAGAGGGAGCGCGCACUCAAUGAGGCCGAUGACGACAACGGCUCGCAGCAACGACAUGGCCGACAUCAUCAGCAAGCGUCCAUAGCUAGCAGCACGUCCACCGCAGCAGCAAUGGUAGCUACUCCUCCGAUGCAAGGACGUGCCCUGCCUCCAGACAGGACAGACUCCUCUAUACCCGCGUCUGCAACCUCGACGGGCGUCACUUCUCCCAACGAAUCCUCCGACUCGAGCUUCGCCAUCAAUGCAAACACCUCAGCCACGAGCGCGAUGAGCGCCGCAAGUGCAGCGAGUAACGCAACAUCAGCACGCAGUUCGCCAGAGCGUGGCUUCAAGAUCAGACCAUUGAUGCUCGCUAGGCAGCCUAGCGUUGCGGGUGUUGCGGGUGGGAGGGGCGCGGCGAGCGCGGGCAUGACGCCUAACUCGUCCAGUCAGGCCAAUGCGAGCGUCGGCGUCGGCGAGGCGAGUGGUGUGGAAGAGAUGGCAAGCCCUACUCGAGUGCACACGCACGCACAGCUCCCCGCUUCGCCCGCGCGAACUAUCACGCCUACACCGCCGCGCGAACGAAGCGAAACGGUCGCGACCAAGCUACAGCCCCCUCUCGAGUUACAGCGCGUCGAUGCCCGCAAUGACGAGGCUUUUGACAAUCCACGCCCUGCUCCCCCGCCUCCUCCCGUUCCCACCUCCUCCAGCCCAGUCUUCACCCAGCGCGGUGCGUCACAUGGUCACGGCCGCACCAACUCGCACUCGAUGGCCCAGUCUCACUCGCACUCCCCAAGCGCGAGCACGAGCGCGGGAUCGCCCUUCACUCCCACGGGCACCGCAAAACGUCGCCUACUAAAGACGAAGAAGUCCCUUCCUGACAUGCGAUCAGCCGGGGCCACCUUGGGCAGCACCACCUCCUCGAUGCGAGAGGCGUUCCCCUUUCCCUCCUCGUCGUCCUCCUCGGCGACCAAUGCGAUGACGGGCAGUCCCACCGAGCCUCUUUCUCGAGGUGGGGGCGCAGCGAUGGACCUCGCCCGCACACGCAAUCGAUCCUACAGUAUAGGCGGGGGCGGGACGAUGGGCCAUGUCAAUGGGAUUGGGAGCGUCCUAACUCGCCCACUCCUCAACCACGCCACGACAGCAGAUGUCGUCCCGGCCGUCCCACGACUGGGUACCGCGCCCGAAAUCGCCAUUGUUGAGCCUUCCUCUCCUAGCCCCCUGCAGUCGAAGGGGGUCACCCCCUCCGCCUCGGCGCCCUCGGUCGUUGUGGUGCGCAAGCCGUCAGCGAGGAGAGCGGCGUUACUCGAGGCGGUCGGGUUGGAUGGCGACGCGGAGAAGGUGGGCGUCCCUGGGAUGCGCCCAAGCAGCGGCGCCGACGAUCAUCAGACACAGCGCGAUUCCUACUUCAAGCGUCUCUCCGUCGUACAAGGGCGCGACGCCACUCCAUCGCCCAUCCACCAUGCCAACAUUGACACCACAACGGGUGUCCCCGCCCCUCUCCCCGCCUCGACACUCAAACGCAUCGACGCAGCACGCGGCAUCCUCUUCGCUCUCAGUCAGAUCUUCACCGCUCUCAAGCAGUACGCCCUCUUCGCCAGCGCGGCCGUUGUGGCCGAACAGCUCGAGCCUGUGCUGACCGUUGCGGGCGGGACGUUGGAGACGCUCAUCGCCACGCUGGAUCGCUUCGACUCUCGCAACGCUGCGAGCAGUCAUGACGACGUGGCGGUUGGUGCAGUACUCGACGCGAGUCGGGAGAGUGUAGAGACCUUCCGGAAGGUGGUGAGCGUACUGAAGUUGCUCCUCAAGCCACUGCAGAGGGACGCAGAUGUGCGCUACACCCGGGCGUUGGUGCUGAUGCUGUAUGGGGCUACGGUCGAGGUGGGGAAUGCGUGGCGGGAGAUGGGCGCCGAGGAUCGGCCUCACGCUCAGGAGCGGGUAGUGACGGUCACGGGGCUGGGCAGGGGCGGAAGGCCUACCCCACUCAACGUAGCUGCUGCCUCCCACUUGGGCGUGGCGGGGCCAGGCAAUCUGCCUAGCAUUGCGGAGAGCCUCUCGCCUGUGUCGAGUCAUCCGAAGACGCCGAACACAGACAUGCGCGGGCAGAGGAAGCGCUACGACUCCGACGGGCCAGCUAGCGCUCAGGAGGUACGCGAAGUCAAUGUACCGCCAAUGACGGCAGCUUGGACCUCAGCAGCUUCUGCUCCUGCUGGCCCUGCGACGUCGGAGGGACAGAACAACUGGAUGCAAUCACGACGCGCGGCACGACGCUUCGCCAACGCGAGCGAUACGGCGGCGGCUACUCCGUCGAGCGGCGGCGGCGGCACGGGCUUCGCAUUUGGACAUCGCCCCCUUUCAAGGUCUCUGGGCGAUAUUGCCGGAGCACUCGGUAGCGGGCUGGGUAGCGGGGUGGGAAUCGCGCCACAGCAGCCACACCGCCACGGCGCUGUAGGAUCAGCAAGCAGUGUUCCCGCCUUUACGACGGGCUCGGCCCCUCCCGCGCCAAUGGCUGGGAUGGCGCAGCACCAGCAGCGCAGAGCAGCCGGCGGCCUCGUCCCUUCGUCUGCUCCCCCGGCGCGGCCGGCACCCGCGACAGGUAAAGCGGUCAUCGAUUCGCAUCUCCUCGCCCUCAUCCAGUCGGUCACCUCAACCGCCUCGGGCGUGUGGGUUUCGCUGCUUGACCACUUACCCGCGACGAGCAGCUGGGCGGACGGCGGUGCAGAUGGCGGCGGUAUUCAGGGUGGCAGCGGGGGCUGGAGAAGUAGCGGAAUCCUCUCGCCAGAGGAGGCGACACCAACUGCGCUUGCUCCCGUGCAGAAGAGGGGAAUCGCUGGCAAGGAGACGACAACGACAACAACGCUCAAGCCUCCGAGUACGGAAGAGGAUACGCAGAGAUUGAGCGCCAUCUCUCCUACCCCAUCUUCAACCGCCGGCGGCAGUGGCGCAUCGCGCAAACUCGUCGAGCUACGCGCACAAUGUCUUUCAGCGGCUGAGCUGACCCGUCGUCUCCAGCAUACGCUUGAACGAGUACAAGACGAGAUGGAAUCCCUCCCCUCCUCCUCCCCUACAGGCUCACAAAUUCUCGUGGUGGGCGGCGACCCGACUUCAUUCGGCUCUCGCCAUCGCCUCCUCGAGGAGGGAGUCGCCUUCGUUCGCUCCGUCACCGCUUUCCUGGUCACCAUGCGCGCAAUGAGCGUUACGCAUGCUGAGGCGUUGGGAAGGGUGCCAGAUUGUAAGCGCUCUUUGGCGGCACUGACGAGGGGGACGGCGAAUGUUAGCGUGCAUCUGCAUUUUUGUGCGCCGGGGUUAGGACAGGGAGUGGGGGGACGAGGGGCGGGGUAGUGGGAGCAUGUGGCUGGUUUGGGUGGC